Molecule: messenger RNA, 2103 nt
Organism: Penicillium macrosclerotiorum
Lineage: Eukaryota; Fungi; Ascomycota; Eurotiomycetes; Eurotiales; Aspergillaceae
Product: Tetratricopeptide-like helical
Exons: 3
Coding region: 1-2103 (700 amino acids)
Biological process (GO): protein phosphorylation; microtubule-based movement
Cellular component (GO): kinesin complex; membrane-bounded organelle; cytoplasm
Molecular function (GO): ATP binding; kinesin binding; protein kinase activity
Source: RefSeq, a predicted model, not a curated record
AUGGCGCGAGUCUCAGAUCUCAUUCGAGAUUCCAAGCUCGAAACACACUUUCUCCCAGACCACACAGUGGAGACAGUUCAUACCUUCCAAGAAUCGGACCCGCAGUCUAGGCGGCGCCUGGUGACGAGAACCGAGCAUUGGCGGCGAGAGAGAUCUCCAAUCGGACAAGGUGGCUUUGGAAGCGUUUGGCUGGAGAGGCGCACAAAAGGGGGGCCGUCAGGAGCUACAGUUCAAGAAGGGGCAGUUCGAGCAGUCAAGCAGAUCAACAUGAAUAGCCAACAUGGGUCAAUCGACUUAGACCGCGAGUUAGAGGCGAUCGCCAAGUUCUCGCACCCUCGCUACGAACGAUGUUUUGUCAAAUCAUUCGGAUGGUAUAACGAAGGACCCGCAAAGCUAAAGCUUUUCAUCGCAAUGGAGUACCUGGAACUUGGCGACCUUUCUACGUAUCUAAAUCACCGGCCGCCACUUCCCGAGUUUGAAGCGAGAAUUCUGGCCGAUCAAAUUCUUGAUGGUCUGUGUAUGAUGCAUGAAAACAAGUUUGCCCAUCGGGACUUGAAACCGCAAAACAUCCUUAUACGAUCACAUCCCCCUGAUGAAUGGUGGAUCAAGCUUGCAGACUUCGGUAUCACGAAACGUAUCGAAGAAGAUCACGGACAAGUCUCAACGGUAAAGGGUACCCCGAAAUAUUGUGCCCCUGAGAUCUGGGGGUUCAUCGAACGAGGCACUGCAUAUGCCUUGGAUAUGUGGGCUCUGGGUGAGAUCGUGUUCGAAAUGCUCACCAAGAAACCGACAUUCGCAAAUCCGGGAAUACUGGCAAACUACCUAAAAGAGCAGAACUUUCCAGUCUCCCUGCUUACCAAUGUUGGUGUCAACCAGUCAUGCAUUGAUUUUGUGCUCUCCCUCAUGCAACCUCAUCCAGAGGAUCGCAUCACGGCUUCAUCUGCCAUGUCAAGUGUGUGGAUACAGUCAUCUAUACUAUACCCCACCACGUCCAGGAUGGCAGCUUCUUCGGAAAUUGAGCCACAUGUGCCCAAUUCGGCGGUAAUUCUUACUGAAGAGUUUGCUUCAUGGAGCACAAGUCCCUUGUCAAUCAUAAAUCAAGGUCAAGUUGAUACUCAGGAGCCUUACCCUGCUAUUCUCACAGCUCAAUUUUCCGCCGGUUACGCUCUUUGUCAACAGGAUCAAUAUAAAGAAGCAGAACCUCUAUUCCGACAGGCUCUUGAGGGACGAGAGAAAGUGCUAGGCCUAGAUCACAAGGAUACCCUCUUCUCUAUCUACUGGCUUGGUCGCUGCCUCUAUCAACAGGGUCAAUAUGAAGAAGCAGAACCUCUAUUCCGACAGGCUCUUGAGGGACGAGAGAAAGUGCUAGGCCUAGAUCACAAGGAUACCCUCUCCUCUAUCCACGAUUUUGGUCUCUGUCUCUUUGAGCAGGAUAAAAAUGAAGAAGCAGAAUCUCUAUUUCGACGGGCUCUUGAAGGACGAGAGAAAGUGCUAGGCCUAGAUCACAAGGAUACCCUCUUCUCUAUCUACUGUCUUGGUUGCUGCCUCUAUCAACAGGGUCAAUAUAAAGAAGCAGAAUCUCUAUUUCGACGGGCUCUUGAGGGACGAGAGAAAGUGCUACGCCUAGAUCACAAGGAUACCCUCUUCUCUAUCUGCUGGCUUGGUCACUGUCUCUUUGAGCAGGGUCAAUAUCAAGAAGCAGAACCUCUAUUCCGACAGGCUCUUGAGGGACGAGAGAAAGUGCUAGGCCUAGAUCAUGAAGAUACUCUCCCCUCUAUCUACUGGCUUAGUCUCUGUCUCUUUAAGCAGGGUCAAUAUCAAGAAGCAGAACCUCUAUUCCGACAGGCUCUUAAGAGACGAGAGAAAGUGCUAGGCCUAGAUCAUGAAGAUACUCUCCUCUCUAUCUACUGGCUUAGUCUCUGUCUCUUUGAGCAGGGUCAAUAUCAAGAAGCAGAACCUCUAUUCCGACAGGCUCUUGAGGGACGAGAGAAAGUGCUAGGCCUAGAUCACAAGGAUACCCUCUUCUCUAUCUGCUGGCUUGGUCGCUGUCUCUAUCAACAGGAUAAAUAUGAAGAAGCAGAAUCUCUAUUCCGACGGCUCUAG